Talaromyces stipitatus ATCC 10500 is the source of this 2865-nucleotide messenger RNA. RefSeq lists its product as uncharacterized. The transcript has 2 exons. The record is from RefSeq and is a predicted model, not a curated record. Gene Ontology annotation, cellular component: nucleus. Gene Ontology annotation, biological process: positive regulation of transcription by RNA polymerase II. Gene Ontology annotation, molecular function: transcription cis-regulatory region binding; zinc ion binding; DNA-binding transcription factor activity, RNA polymerase II-specific. Bases 1 to 2865 code for a protein of 954 amino acids. NCBI's taxonomy places the organism in Eukaryota, Fungi, Ascomycota, Eurotiomycetes, Eurotiales, Trichocomaceae.
AUGUCGGAGGACGCCGAUGAUGUCGCUCCCAAGCAGCCGCCCCCAUCCUCGACGACAGCUCCUCGAAAGAAACGCAAGAGAAAGGCCACAGGCGGUGGAGCAGCCGAUGACUGUUUUACGUGUUCCAGCGCCGGCCUGAGCUGUGACCGCCGUCGUCCGUAUUGCAGCCAGUGUCUCGAUCAUGGCAGAGAUUGCGCCGGUUACAAGACUACCUUGACAUGGGGCGUGGGAGUCGCAAGUCGAGGGAAAUUCCGUGGGCUGUCACUCCCAGUAUCGGAUGGCAUUCAGCCGACGUCACCCCCAUCACCCGGAACGAAGCAGCGCAAGCAGAGUACCGUUUCGAGCAAUCCCGUCGCCAGUGCUUUGCCUACAGCUCAGCAGCCCCGGAGAAAGUCUUCUACAAAUUUCCCUGUCACCGUCACCGCGGAGCGCCACGCACCCCAUCCAUCCGCCGCCAGUCCAUUGAAAGGACCACAGCACCCGUCGAAUUGGCAGCACCCGGCACCUCCCUUCGCAACAGCGACUACUGUCUCCGAAUUGAUCUUUCCCGAGAGUCAUAAUCAUGCGGCUGAUGGAUCCCUGGGUGCGCUACAAUAUCCAACUGAUGGGUCACUAUAUACCUCCAAUGCACCACUAGUACCGCCGCGGACAUCUACAGCAGCAACACGGGCAUGGGCAGUUCCUUCUACUGCAGCUUCAACUUACCCUGUGGUCAGCCGACACAAUGCAGACUACCAUGGCCGCAUUCAACGCCCUCAAACCGGAUUCUAUGUAUGGCCACAGCCGAUUACAGGUAAACGGCGCGCAUCGUCAAUUGAAGACGACGAUAUAGAGCAACAAGAGUAUGUUAUCUCGCCGGUCUACUCGGACCCAGUAUAUAUGGAUCAAUUUCCAGUCUUUGCGUAUCAGCCGACUCAAGAUCCGUGGAAGUUUGCGGCGAGUCCAUUUGCAAACUCCUUGCCAGACUUACUACUGGAACAAUCAGUUGGACGCACCCCUCGUAUGCGAUAUUUGAUCAGCUAUUUCGCGGAAGUCAUCGCUCCAGUGAUAGUCGCCUUUGACCGGCCUAGCAAUCCAUAUCGGACGCGAAUUUUACAGUUGGCACACCAUAGUGAGACCUUACAACACGCCAUCGCAGCUUUAGCGGCGAGCAAUAUACGUCAAAGGCGGGAAGAAAAGAUAUUAUCUACCGAACGCACGGAACAGGCCCGGAAGUCAUCCAUGGCACAUCGAGCUCUGACUGAUGUCUCGUUUCAGGAACGGCACGGGAUCCAAGACCUCGGAGGGGAUAACCGCGAAGAAGUUUACCAUAAAUCUUUGGCGGUCAAGUCGCUAAAUGCGUUGCUUGCAGAUCCUGACAAACGGCAUCACGAUUCAGUAUUAGCAUCCCUACUGGUUCUUUGUUUGUUCCACAUUUGUGAGACUGGUGUUGCUCAAUUCCAAACACAGUUUGCAGGUGUUAGGAAGCUUCUAGCUAUGAGACAUCGCCUGAACAUUCCCGAAUCAGAGGAGGCGAGAUGGUGUACGAGGAUGUUCACCUGGUUCGACGCCAUGACUGCUACCAUCAACAAUCGGGAAGGUCAACUGCAAGGCUUAUAUCUGGAUAUGACCUGUGCGUCUGAUGAAGAGUGGGCUAUGGAGAAUCUAGCAGGCUGUGACGGUCGGCUAUUCAAAGUAAUGGCCCGACUAGGACGUUUAAAUUUGCUGAGUCAAAACCAGCAUGUUGAUCCUUCGUAUAACAUUGACAUGCCUGCAGCGAUGCCCGUUGUUCCUCCUGCACUAUCUCAUUUUACCCCGAACGGAAUGAACGCAGCUUACGCAGCGACACUCUAUGCCCACCCGCAAUCGGCGCAAUGGGGCAAUCCCGAAUUCUGGGCUGAAUGGCAUUCGAUACGGCAGCAACUGGAGAGCUGGCGACUCGAUCCAACACAAUUUGCGGGCGCACUCGACAUUAACCAGCUCACUCAAUCACCUUCCAAUUCCUGUGGUUCUCUUUCAGCGACUUCUGGGCCCACUAUAAUGUCUUCGCCGACAACUCCGAACUCGAGUGUAACAGUCGCACCGAGUAAUCUUGCUGAUCUAUCCAACAUCUCCGAAGCAUUCCGAUAUGCUGCGUUGUUAUACACUGAACGUCUUGCGCAUCCAGGCAUUCCAUCCACACACCCACGCAUUCAAACGUUUGUUCUCACCGCGAUGCAUUACAUUGCUGCAGUCCAAUCGGAUGUAUAUUUAUUAUGGCCAUUAUUCAUCACAGGCUCAGAAUGCGUGUACGAAGAACACCGCACUGCAAUCCGCAAUCGUUGCAGGGAUAUCCAGAACGACUCUGGUUUCUACAACAAUAUAUCCUGCCUUGAACUGUUGGAAAAGAUCUGGGCUCAAAAUCCGCCUGUGGCAAGUCAGCAACAGCAACAUCUUUCUGUACCAUAUCAAAGUCAUCAAAAUCUUUACCCGAGCCAUGGUUACUCGGGGACCCCUGUAUCGAAUAUUCGUGCUCAAACGCUUGCACCCAACACCAUGCCACAAGAUGGUGCUGGGUUCAGAUGGCGCAGUAUCAUUGAAGGGGAGGGGGUUGAUGGGGAGUACAUGUUCGUUAAGGACUUGGUUGUAGCUGAUGUGUUGUUUGAAGAUGAGGCCUUGGGGUGUGCUCGUUGUUCCUCCACUUUCGUCUUUUUGGGUUGUAGUAGGACCCGCGAUUUCGAUGUGAAAGAGUCUGUUACCCGUCGCAGGAUCGCAGGCUUGGUAGAGGGUUUCGUAGGGACUUGUGAAGUCGAUGAGGUCGUUUUGGUCGAAGGAGAGGAUGAUGGCGCGGAGGGUUUGAAGGGCGUUGAGAACAAUGAAGAUGUCUGUUACAAGGAAAUUUUAUAA